AUGUCCUCUUCGAAGAGUAAAUCUGGAAGCUUAGAUGUGGACGUGAAAUCUGUGAAUAUAGCCGAAUGCGCACAAGGUUCGACAAAGACGCCAUCGCCGGCAUUCACGCCGGAACAACAGAAGAAAUUAUGGCGAAAGAUCGAUGCAAGGAUUAUGCCCGUCCUCACGAUUAUGUACCUAUUCUCCUUCAUGGACAGAGGAAAUAUUGGCAAUGCGAAGCUAGAAGGCCUUACGUCUCAGCUGCAAUUAACAGGAAAUAAAUACAACAUCGCUCUCACGAUGUAUUUCAUUGUUUGUCUUCCCUUGCUCACAAUGUCGUUGCCAUUUAAUCCUCAAAUUAGCCAUACUGUUUAUUCGAAUGCCCAGCAAAGUAAGGAAGUAUUGAAGAAAUUCCGACCAUCUAGGUGGCUACCAGGAAUCACACUUCUCUGGGGAACCAUUAUGGCUCUGAUGGGUCUCGUUAAAACGUAUCCGCAACUUGUGGGCACUCGCAUCUUGCUUGGUGUCACGGAAGCGGGUCUAUUCCCUGGCGUUGUCUACUACAUGACUCUCUGGUACCCUCGUCAUAUGCUACAACUUCGUGUGGGCGUGUUUUAUGGCGGCGCGACACUCGCAGGUGCUUUCUCUGGCCUGCUGGCAUACGGUAUCUCCUUCAUGUCAGGUACAGCCGGCAUGCUGGGGAAGAUCAUCGAAGGAAUUGCCACAGUUAUAGUUGGAUUCAUUUCAUUUUUUAUACUUGUGGAUUUUCCGGAUACUGCCACAUUUCUCACUCCCGAAGAACGUGCAUAUGUUAUCUGGACUAAGAAGUAUGACAAUUCCUCGGUUGGCGAAGAAGAACACUUCGAACUCAGGCAUUUGAUUGCUGCAUUCACGGAUUGGCAGAUAUGGUUGCAAAUCUUAGUCUACUUUUCAAUCGUUAUGCCCUUAUACGGAAUAACAAUAUUUUUACCGACAAUCAUCAACGACUUUGGCUACAACACAGCUAUUAGUGAAUUGCUCACAGUUCCUCCUUACGUCUUCGCAACGAUACUUGUAGUAGUGUUCGCAGCAUGGUCCGACCACAUCAAGAUGCGAUCUCCAUUUAUUAUCGUUGGGCUUGCCAUGUGUCUCUUUGGGUUCGCUAUCAAUAUAUCGGAUGCGCCAAACGGCGUCAAGUACUUUGGGACGUUCUUCUGCGUAGCCGGAGCUUACGCCGCUUUCCCUGGAAGUGUAGCCUGGCUCGGAAACAAUUUAGCCGGCCAAUAUAAACGAGCUGUGGGCAUGGCUCUUCAAAUUGGCGUAGGAAAUUUCAGCGCAGCGAUUGCGUCCAACGUAUAUAUCUCACAAGAUGCACCGCGAUAUAUCAUGGGCCAUGCUAUCGCUCUCAUGUUUAUUGGCAUCGGCUUUAUAUUCUUGCCCCUCACUGUGAUAAUAUACAAGCAUAUCAACACCAAAAGAGACAUUGCGGCGCUCAACAUGCGCAAGAGGUAUACCGACGAUGAGCUACGCAGGAUGGGCGACCGUGCUCCUGACUUCCGCUACACUUUAUGA
Molecule: messenger RNA, 1530 nt
Organism: Fibroporia radiculosa
Lineage: Eukaryota; Fungi; Basidiomycota; Agaricomycetes; Polyporales; Fibroporiaceae
Exons: 21
Coding region: 1-1530 (509 amino acids)
Biological process (GO): transmembrane transport
Cellular component (GO): membrane
Molecular function (GO): transmembrane transporter activity
Source: RefSeq, a predicted model, not a curated record